AUGGCUUCGUCUUGUGAUUCUUCUCCAACAAUGAUCAUCAUCCGCCGACGCCAGGUGGUGUCGCCGGAAGACUUGUACGCCCGCCAGAUGCUCGACAGAACGCUUCAGUGGAGAAAGGGCGAAAAAAACCAGUGGACACCGAGCGGCCCUGAUGGCCUCAGCGCCCUCCCGGACGACGCCAUCCGCCACGUGAUCGGCUUCCUGCCGGCGCGAGACGCCGUGCAGACGAGCGCGCUCGCCCUGGGCUGGCGCGACCAUUGGACGUCCAUGCACAGCCUCCUCUUUACACCGGUUGCCGGGUCGGUGACCGUCGCUGGGCUGAAGAGGCUAGUAGGCCGCCUGUUGCUCGAUCUACGAGCGCCUCUUGAUGAAUGUGUUAUCGAUGUCAAAGGAUUCUGGCAACUCCACAGCGAAUUCAACAGCCUGAUUCGGCAUGCCGUGUCCGAGUGCCAGGUUCGAACUCUCACAGUCAGUCUGGUAGACACGCACAGAACAAUAUAUGGGCAGCCUCUCGUUUCCACGCACUUGGCAAGAUUGGAGCUUCGCCAUGUAACAAUGCCAGCAGAAUGUACGGUUCUUGAUUUUUCAAGCUGCACGGCGCUGGAGGAUCUUGUGAUUUCUUGCUCUCAGAUCUAUGCUAACAAGCUCUCGUCCCCAUCCUUGAAGCGUCUCAAGAUUGAGGAAUGCUGGUUGUUUCCAAAGGGCUCCCCAACUUGUAUUUCUGCCCCCAAUAUUGUUUCACUGAAACUGGAUGAUAUCCGUAUUACAACUCCUCGCCUUGAGCGCAUGCCAUUGCUAGAAACUGCAAGUGUCAGGCUUGGCGGCAGCUGGCCUUUGAACUGUAAACAUCGUGUUGCCCGGCGCUGUUGCGGUGUAUGCGAGGGUUGCAUAGAAUUCCACUUAAUGGAGCUCCGAAGUUUCUCGAGUGCUACGCAUCUGGAGUUAACAGCUCCCAAUGUGAAGUUUACUGUUUUGAGAUGCCCAACAUUUAGCAAGUUAAAGAGUCUGUCGCUAAAUGACUGGUGUGUGACAGAUGACUUAUCUGCAUUAAUUCGCAUUCUUGAGCACUCUCCAGUUCUAGAGAAGCUCACUCUUCAACUAAAUGAGGGAUCACAGGAAAGUUACAAUGCAGUGGAGCAACUGCGCACAAUAUCUCGAUGCCUUAAAGUAGUUGAAAUCAAAUGUAUGAUGGUUGAUAACAGACGAAAUUUUGAAGAUAUUCAGUCCGUUUGA
Messenger RNA from Triticum turgidum subsp. durum (durum wheat), 1233 nucleotides. NCBI's taxonomy places the organism in Eukaryota, Viridiplantae, Streptophyta, Magnoliopsida, Poales, Poaceae. The record is from the annotation of a GenBank genome assembly.